Messenger RNA from Felis catus (domestic cat), 1323 nucleotides. RefSeq names its product gametogenetin-binding protein 1-like (gene GGNBP1). The coding region runs from base 80 to 1102 and encodes 340 amino acids. Lineage: Eukaryota; Metazoa; Chordata; Mammalia; Carnivora; Felidae. The record is from RefSeq and is a predicted model, not a curated record. The transcript is spliced from 6 exons.
UUGAAAACUCCUCCUGUUCUUAAGCAGUUGGUGGGGUGGCUGUGACGGCCCCACCCUUCGAGUCAGGGUCUCUCUCGGGAUGGAGGCCCCAGCUCCAAACCGUCAAUCCCGAAUUUUGGGCCGCUCCUCCAUGUUCCGCUUUUUCCGUAGCCUGGUGGGGAACAAGGGCAGCCCAAAGAGCUCUGACAAGACCCCGAUAGGGAGUCGGACACGCCCCUUGCGAGAGCAAGCCGCCACCCCAUUGGUGAUGAACCGCCAUGGAGGGGUGGGGAGGAAGGAGCCAAAGCCAUCCACCACACUACCCUACAUGCUGUCUGUGGCCUUGCCACAGCAGGACCCCUUGGGGCUAGGGAUGGGGGACACAGGGGCCCAGACCCCUACCCCCACGGAAGUCCUGAGGGUGGGGGCCCAGGGUGUAGAGGUGAAGCCUGUCCUGCCCAGGAGAAGCCAGGAGGUGCUGGGCAACCUGUCUGGGAAAGAGGAAACGGAAGAAGAGAAGGAGGAGGCGGUAGGGGAGGCCUCCGGGGAUACAGAGACCUCAGACAGGGGCCACUUUGCCCAAGCUUUGGAGUUGGAGCAAGGAUGCCUGCAGAGGGCCAGGGGGCCACUGGAGGUCAGCCCCGAGACCUUCACCAGGGAGGAGGAGAAGGAGUGUCUGCUUGACGGAGACCUCAGGCUGGCCUCUUCGAAGGUGGGGACAACUCCUUGGAACCGCCGCCUCCUCACCUUGUACAAGCAGCUUCAGAAAUCAGCCGUUGCCAAGUUUCCUCUCAAGGAAGGCUUGCCUGAUGAGGAGAAAGGCAAGGAAGAGGAAAUGGAGGAAGAGGACAGCUCAUUCAAGGUCUGUGUCCCAGGCAUUGUCACCCUGCAGUCACCGCUGCAUAAGACUUUUAGGUCAACAGAUACAGUGGGUUUCGUGGAGUCGGAGUUAAAGAAGCUUUUGGUAGUACAACGGGAGUCCCGCCUCUGGAAGAUGGGCAGUCAUGAGGGCCGGGAGCUGCUGACCCAGCCAGAGAUCACCCUGGAGGAGGCAGGCAUUGUGGACGGCCAGCACCUGCUCCUGGAAGAGAUGGACGAGAUGGGAAACUGGCCUCCAGAGUGAAGUUGGUGCUGGCCCUCCCUGAGUCUGCCCUGCUCCCAGAUCCCUUCAACCCGAAUAGAGCUUUAGCCUCCCUCUUCUGAGGGCACAUCCAAGGAGCCCCUGGGGCCAAGAGGUCUUGAUAUAAAUGGAAUCCAUGUGUCUGCAGGGUGGGCCUGCCCAGCAGAAUGUUCCUACCCAUCAGACUCAGGCCUGUGAUAGUAAUAAAACCCACUUUGACUUUU